Messenger RNA from Aspergillus ochraceoroseus IBT 24754, 1890 nucleotides. RefSeq lists its product as uncharacterized. Gene Ontology annotation, molecular function: zinc ion binding; DNA-binding transcription factor activity, RNA polymerase II-specific. The transcript has 4 exons. The record is from RefSeq and is a predicted model, not a curated record. Gene Ontology annotation, biological process: regulation of DNA-templated transcription. The coding region runs from base 82 to 1770 and encodes 562 amino acids. Gene Ontology annotation, cellular component: nucleus. NCBI's taxonomy places the organism in Eukaryota, Fungi, Ascomycota, Eurotiomycetes, Eurotiales, Aspergillaceae.
UUGUGACUGUAUUUUUUGGUGCAAAUACAUAUAUUCCCAAUUCUAUAAUAGGUCGAAAGUGGUCAACUGUCACCACAGGCAAUGGAAAUCUCUACAUUCUCAAUCCGCCCCGCAGAUUCCACAGCUAGGGCUUGUGUUCAAUGUCGAGAGAGCAAGAAGAAAUGCAACAAAAGCUUACCGAAAUGUGCGCGGUGUGAUAGACUGGCUUUGGAUUGCCAAUAUAGUGAACAGAAUGGAGACAGCCGCCUCCACGCGCCGGCUGAAAGCCUGGAGAGAGAGGAUACUAGCUCAAAGCUAGACGAAAUCCUUCGUCGCUUGGACAGAAUAGAAAGUGCUUGUCAACCGCAUGAAAAAGUAGCGACAAUAAAUCCGUCAUUGUUCCAGGAACCAGCAGCAUCGUGCCCCGUAGGAUCAAGCCUGCCAGACACAGAUCCUGCGUCGUCCUCAACGGGAACAAGGUCCCAAACACCUCCGAAUUGUCAAAUCAACCCUAAUUUCUUACGUCCGUCGUAUCUGAAUCUGAUCACUGAUAUGAAUGUGCUCCAAACGCUUGAGAACGAGGGAAUAUUCCCCCGCCAGGUUACCCAGAAAUAUCUCUCGACGGUCCACACCUGGAUGCCGAUGCUGUCAUCGGAUGACCUCUUUAGGAGAUUUGCUGACUUUGAGAAUCUCAAUUUCUCAUCCGAAUUCUCGAUUUUGAUCUUGAGUAUGUAUACGCUCAUCCGGAAGAAGAGCGCCACCGGGACUGAGGCGGAGUCGCCCGUAUAUCUGAUGUGCAAGCAUCUGUUCGCAGUCACUUACUCGCUGGCCGGAGUAUCUUGGGAUCUGUUGCGUGCUGGGGUGUUGUUAGCGUUAUAUGAACAUAUCCACGGAAUCUCGGAGAAAUCAAAAAUGACAAUUGGGUUAUGCAUUACGAUGUUGUCUUUACUGCUGGAAAAGGAGAACAGGGGGGAUGGCACGCAGUUCCCCAAGGAGGAAAUGACAAGGCUCUGGUGGAGUAUUGCCAUUGUUGACAGAUACAUCAAUCCACUACCGCUCAGUCCCUCUGGAAGAUUCCUGAUCGACUAUGCUGAUCCGCUGAGAUCGCUCAACACCACUGAAUCCGGGACGAUGCAUUCGGACCCAAGUGCGCAAGCAAUUCAAUACUCGUCAAUUCAAGCACCGUGGAAAUCACUCCCAACCGACCAUACACUCUCUGGAGAAUCGAAAGCAGCUCAAUUACUAGGCCAAGUCCAACAAUUCAUCCACCGCGCUGAGUUUUCUCUUAACAUCGGAUGCCACGAAUACGCAUUGUUUCAUGAGAAGAUAUUGACAGUUCUUACGUGUCUGAAGACAGUCGAGUAUUGCCCAUUCCGCAACGACUCCCAUCGGGGUUAUUGGACUUCCCUCAGUGCUGUGCUCUUAUUUUGUUGCUUCCUUUACCAGAAAGCGGUUGACGGUGGAGUUGAAGAUAUUCUCACGAUUCUAACCCCAUGCAUAGUAGAAGCUGUCCAGGUUGCCGACGAGCGAGCCAAAAACUUCACAGAAGCCCGUCUGAAUAUGACGUUGGAUUGUCAUGAGGUGACUCCAUCCAUGAUUACGUGCCUCUACCUAGGGGCACUAGGAGAAUCUUUACUGGUCCAGAGGGGGUUAUUGGAUCCUGGAGUUCAGUACCAUUGCAAGGGUUUCCUCAUUGCAUUGAGCGGAGAGUGGGGACUGGCUCGACAUCGCGCAGCCUGUCUGAGUAGUCCCUCCCCAUUACCAAUCUACCAGAUGCUACAGCGAGGCUGAGUCUCAUUUAUCGGUAAAGAGAUGGCCGCGGAAAUGGUGGUAUAAGACGUGUAAGAAUUACGUGCACGACCGAGUACCAGCCGUAUAGCGCCUAUAGCUAAAGCAAAAAAGAAAUAUUAU